AUAUAUUGUAAAGCCAUCACCUACAAAAUGGAUUUGAAAUAUGAUGGCCAGUGCCGUUUCCAUUUCAUGAGAGACUGGUCAGAUAAUAUUUUAUUGUUACCACCAGUAGAAAAAACGAAUCAAGCAAAUUGUACCAAGCAGUUGAUGGAAGUUAUGAAGACCUGUCUACAUUUACUAGAAAACCUUGCAACAGUCUGGUGCUUGUUAAUUAUGAUGGCAUCAAAGAUUAAAUUAUUUUUCACAUCAUUAGUGCAUCAAUACUAAAGUAUUUUCAUUUCUCUGUGGUUUUUUCAUAUCAAGACUAUAAACCAUUCUCUCUUUU
Molecule: messenger RNA, 322 nt
Organism: Rhizopus microsporus ATCC 52813
Lineage: Eukaryota; Fungi; Mucoromycota; Mucoromycetes; Mucorales; Rhizopodaceae
Exons: 1
Coding region: 28-264 (78 amino acids)
Source: RefSeq, a predicted model, not a curated record